UAUCCACAAUUCUGGUGACGCAACCUCGCUUCACCUAUGCCCGAGAUGUCCCGCCGUUGUGUGUGGCAGUGGUCGUCCAUGUUGGGAAAAUGGACAUCAGCUUGAACAUAGACUCCAUCCAACACGUGGUCUUCCUGAACACGGCGUUCUCACGGCACCUCAAUCCGCUCAUGACAUCCUUCACCAAACUGAAACGCAAUUCCAGCCAAGGCAAAAUACAUGGCACACAAAAGAUUACAGCGGCAGACCCGGUGGCUGAGGUAGGUUAUCAGCACACAUAA
Molecule: messenger RNA, 281 nt
Organism: Sphaeroforma arctica JP610
Lineage: Eukaryota; Ichthyosporea; Ichthyophonida
Exons: 2
Source: RefSeq, a predicted model, not a curated record